Messenger RNA from Emericellopsis cladophorae, 1275 nucleotides. RefSeq lists its product as uncharacterized. NCBI's taxonomy places the organism in Eukaryota, Fungi, Ascomycota, Sordariomycetes, Hypocreales, Bionectriaceae. Gene Ontology annotation, biological process: fatty acid beta-oxidation using acyl-CoA dehydrogenase; fatty-acyl-CoA biosynthetic process. The record is from RefSeq and is a predicted model, not a curated record. Gene Ontology annotation, cellular component: mitochondrial inner membrane. Bases 1 to 1275 code for a protein of 424 amino acids. Gene Ontology annotation, molecular function: flavin adenine dinucleotide binding; fatty-acyl-CoA binding; glutaryl-CoA dehydrogenase activity. The transcript is spliced from 2 exons.
AUGUUUCGCCCAGUAUUGAGGACAUGCGCGCGCCAGGCUUCGGUGAAGCCGGUUGCUGCUCGCUUCUACGCAGUCCAGCCAGGUGCCCCGUUCAACUGGGAAGAUCCUCUCGCUUCUAAAAAUCUUCUGACCGAGGAAGAGCUUGCCAUCAGUGAGACUGCCGAACGGUACUGUCAAGAGCGCUUGGCGCCACGCGUGCUACAGGCCUACCGUGAUGAGCAUUAUGACGCCAAGAUGCUGCAGGAGAUGGGUGAGUUAGGGCUGCUGGGCGCCAACAUCUCUGGCUACGGUUGCGCGGGUGUGUCGACAGUAGCCGGUGGUCUCAUCACCCGCGCUGUGGAGCGCGUCGAUAGCGGCUACCGUUCCGGCAUGUCAGUGCAGUCGUCUCUGGUCAUGGGCGGCAUCAAUGAGUUUGGCACCGAGGAGCAGAAGGACAAGUUCCUUCCCGGGAUGGCCAAGGGAGAGAUCCUAGGUGCAUUCGGCCUCACCGAGCCAAAUCACGGUAGUGAUCCUGGCAGCAUGGAGACCGUAGCGAGACCACACCCCACGAAGAAGGGCUACCUCUUGUUGAGCGGCUCCAAGACAUGGAUCACCAACAGCCCGAUUGCUGACGUGCUCAUGAUCUGGGGCAAGCUGCAGGAGACGGGCAAGAUUAGGGGGUUCCUGGUCGAGAGAAAGGACUGUCUCCCCGGCACCUUGGAAACACCAGCCAUCAAGAACAAGAACGGGCUCAGGGCCUCCGUCACAGGCAUGAUCCAGAUGGACGACUGCCCCGUGCCCGAGGCCAACAUGUUCCCCGAGGUCGAGGGGCUUCGCGGUCCUUUCAGCUGUCUCAACAGCGCCCGCUACGGCAUCUCGCUGGGUGUCAUGGGCGCGCUCGAGGACGCCUUGGCUCGCACACGCACGUAUGCGCUGGAUCGCAAGCAGUUCAAGAACAACCCCAUUGCCAAAUACCAGCUGGUCCAGAAGAAGCUCGCCGACGCAGCCACCGACGUGGCGUACGGCACGCUUGCUUCCAUCCAAGUCGGCAGACUCAAGGACGAGGGCAAGGCGACACCGGAGAUGAUCAGCAUGGUCAAGCGACAAAACUGCGAUGCGGCGCUGCGAAAUACACGCGUGCUGCAGGAGGUGUUUGGAGGCAAUGCCGUGAGCGACGAAUAUGGCAUCGGGAGGCAUGUCGCGAAUCUGUUCGUGACACAGACGUACGAGGGACAGAGCGACAUCCAUAGCCUGAUUCUAGGCCGGGCCAUUACGGGUUUGCAGGCAUUUGUAUAA